Messenger RNA from Megalobrama amblycephala (Wuchang bream), 864 nucleotides. RefSeq names its product heat shock protein family B (small) member 11 (gene hspb11). The record is from RefSeq and is a predicted model, not a curated record. Gene Ontology annotation, biological process: intraciliary transport. The transcript has 5 exons. NCBI's taxonomy places the organism in Eukaryota, Metazoa, Chordata, Actinopteri, Cypriniformes, Xenocyprididae. Gene Ontology annotation, cellular component: cilium; centrosome; intraciliary transport particle B. The coding region runs from base 341 to 745 and encodes 134 amino acids.
AGUAUAAAUUAAUGCAAUUAUGACAUUUCUAAAUUACUUUGUUUGUGAACCGAAUCACGGAUAAAACGAAAUGGGAUACAUGAAAUUACAAUAAACAGCCAUGUAUAUUACUAACGUCAUAGACAGUGCGUUGAACACGAAGUAAAAUACGACAUAAAAAACAUAACAGCUGAAUUUUUUUUGAACCGGUUCUUUGAAACGAACUGUUCAAACGAACCGAUUCGCGGGAAUGAGUCACAUCGAGACACAUCGGGUUUAUGUUGCUUAGCAACUCGGACUGCCUCAGCGUGAAAACUCCUGCCUCUGACAUAAAUCUACCUUUACAUAUCUAAAGUUCACAAUGCUGGAUGCUGCUUUAAGUUCAUACGGAGCCCAGGUUGUGCUGGCUACAUCAAGCGAUGAGAAUCAUCCGCCGGAGAACAUUAUCGACGGAAAAACAGAGACGUUCUGGAUUUCAACUGGCAUGUUUCCACAAGAGUUUAUCAUCCGCUUUCCAGAUAACAUGAAACUAUUCACUGUCUCCAUUCACAGCUACAACAUUAAAAGGCUGAGAAUAGAAAAGGGCAUUUCAGACGAUGCUGAUAAAUUUGAAGCGGUUGCAGAUACAGAGUUUGAGCACACAGAGAACAGCCUACAGGCUAAUGAUAUUUCUGUGAAUGUAUCAAAUACAACACAUUUGCGGUUCCUCAUAUUGUCUGGAUAUGACCAUUUUGUCUCUGUACACAAAGUUAGUGUUCAAUCAUGAGAUGAUCUCCAUCUGUUAUGUCCUUUUGUAAACUCACAUGAACUUAGAUUUUUUAAUUAAUCAAAUUGGAUCAUUGUAUUGGAUUGUGUAUUUUUCAACAAAUAAACCUUUUCCUAAUU